GAGGCCACGUGGUUACUACUAAUGAAAGUCAGGUCUCAACUAAUACAGCAAACAAAACUAGUACUGGUUUGGAAACAUCCUUGCUUCCUCUAACUUCGGACUUUCGUACCUCACUCAUCCUUCCCACUUUGACAAAGCGGUUUAGUGUAUUACGUAGAGGAGAAAAUGCAAAUAAUAAUAAUGGAACAUCAACGAAAACAAGUUCUAACACACAAGGUUCCCCUCCAGAGAUUUAUAAAUCACAAGCUCCUCAACGUUCACUACUUAGUGAAAACACCACCACUACGAAUGAAGUAUCAAAGAUAGAAUCAGGUAAUGAAAAUCAUGAAUUAUUAUCAAAUAAUUCUUCAUCUGUUACCCUGACGAUAAAAGAUAAGAACGACAAUAGUAAUAAUCAAGAAGUUAUGACAAAUGCUAGAAAAUUUUAUGAUCCUCCCUCUAGAAUUCAUGAUGAUGAUGAAAACGAAAUCAUUAAUACAGAUAUAGUUGAUGUAAAGAAUUUGAGAAGAAUAUCUUCAAAUGGGUUAUUAAUAAAUCCAACAAAGGAUCGACCAAAGUUACCAAGAAUACGACCACCGUCAAUAUCUCAAAUACAACAAUGGCAAAAUGAAUUUACCACAAUUUCUAACGCUUCGUCAUUAUCAUUACCAAAUUUUGUACAAUCAACGCAACAAAUUUCACCUACAAAAAAUUCACCAACCAGAUUAUCACCAAGAGAAACUAAUUCUUAUGAUAAUAAUGAUGAAAUAUUUCUUCAACAACCACGUUCCCCGUUAGAUAAAUUAUCAGAAGGAUUAUAUAAUCUUACAAUUCAAUCAUCACCAAAUAUCUCUCCCACUUCACCAUCACUUAGUACAAACAACUUAUCACAAACAUCUCUACGUUCAUUGGAAAUAUCACCAUUUAAUGAACGAGAGGAAAUUAAAUCAUCAAUUCAUAAAUCACCUAGUAUCAAUUCAUUAAGAAAUUUUGAAAAUGAAAAAAUUUAUAAUUCUGAUAGAGAGUCAACCACAUCAACGAUAGGGUCUUCAUUGAAAAGAAUUAGAAUUGUUUUAGUUGACGUUCGACAACCGGGUAUAAGAGAAUCAACCACUUCGAGUAUGACUAAUACAACUAAUACGACUAUUCUUUCUAAUACAACCAAUACGACCAAUAUUUCUAGCACAAGCACUUCAAAUAUUACUACGGAAUCACAGGUGAAAGAUCCAUUUCGUGGAAAAGUUACACCACCACCAAAACCGCAUCCACCUCCAUUGUCUCUUACUGAUACAUUAAUAGCUUCUGGUCAAUCAGAUAUUGCUCAUCAGAAUGCAGGAAUAAAAAAUAUAUCAGGACCACAAUUAGUUUCUACAUCGUCUAACGUUAAGACAAUACCAAUAGUACAAUUGGGUCAAAUAGAUGAUGGAAAUAAAGUUCGUAGAAAAUUCUCGUUGCGUGAAAGUGAAACUGGUAUUGGUAAAUCAUUGAGAAGGAUAAAAGAUGUAUUUAUUAGUGAUAAUGAAUCUUUAUUUGGAAAGAAACGUAUGUCUCCAAAUUCUUCUAAUGAAAAUUUAUCUCGUAAGUUUGCUUCCGAUGAGAGUUUAAAUCAAAGGUUUACCAACAAUGAAAAAAGGGGAUUUGAUUUUGUAAAAAGACGUGCAUUUAGUACACGUGAGAACAAUAAACCUAAUGAUAAAUUAAAACAAGAUAUAAAGAAUGAUUUCACUUUCAUUAUAGAUUAUGAACAAAAUAAACAAUCCAAUGGAGAUGAUAAUAUUAAUAUAGAGAAUACAAAUAUUUCGAGUGAUAGAUUAAGUACCCCUGUUAAUGAUCAUAAUAAAUGGACUGGACAACCACCAUUAUAUGAUAUUGAUGCAUUGAAAAGGCAUGCUGAAAAGAUAACUAGAUAUAGUAACAAUAAAAAAGUUGAUUAUCCAAUAAUAUCUUCUCGUCCUUCUUCACAAUCCGAUCAUUCAGGUUCCGGUUCUCUGAGAAAUUCUUCUUCUUCACUUUCACUUAUUGUAGAUCUUCCAAAUGGAUCAGAAAGUGUUCCGAGUAGUCCGAUAUCUACAUAUAGUCCGAUUAGUACAAUGUCUCCAUUAAGUGAUAUUCCAUCUGGUAGAAGUACUCCUCCUCAAAUAUCUCCAAGAAAUCCAUUACGACAAUCUGAUAAAAAUCGUGUUAAAUAUUCUUUUGGAAGUCAAAAUAGUACGUCUGACGUUGGUAGUGAUGAUAAGAGAGAUUCGAAAGAUAGUAGAGCUUCUUCCUCUUCACGUUUUAUUAGAUUAAAGAAUAAAGUAAUUCGUCGUACUAUUAUCAUCACUAAACCAUAUCUUCCUCUUUUACCUGAAGAUCCUUCUUCUACUUCGACUUCUCCAUCGUUUCCAAUUCCAAAAUCUAGUUUGAAAAAGAAAAAAGUUGAUGUUGAAGAUGGGAAAAUUUAUGUCGCUUCCGAUGGUCGUCAAUGGUUUCUUUCAAAAAAUACAUCAAAUGAUGAUGAAAAAGAAAAGGAAGAAAUAGAAAUUAAAAAUGAGAAUGUUGAUGAUUCAAAACUAUUAAGCGUUUCUAUUUCAAGAACAUCAUUAAGUGACCGACCUCCAACUCCUAUACCUUCUCCUAAUACAAGAGAAAGUGCCAUAGAUUUACCUUAUGGUAUUCCGAUACCACCAAUACCAUCUCCGUAUAGAAAUAGUGUAAUUUCAAAAGGUUCAAAGCGUACAAGUAAAUCUAGUAUAGCUUCUUCAUUAAAAUCAUCUUCAAGUAAAUUUAAUAGAAAAUCUAUAGGUAGUAAAAGCAUUUAUAGUAGUUACGGCGAAAGUCUAUAUGAUUAUUAUUAUUAUAGUGAUCAAGAAGGAGCCGAUGAUGAGAACGAUAAUAGUUCUAAUAAUCUUAAUACGAAAAGAAAACAAUUGGAAAGUCAACAUGUUGAAGUAUUAGAAAUGUCAGAUGGUUCAUACGUAUGGCAAGUUGUAAAUGGUUUACGUGGCGAUGAUAUGGAAGACCGUUAUAGUUAUUAUUAUGGUGGUGCAAAUACGGAUAAUGAUGAUGAUUAUCUUACUAAUUCUCAAAUUUGGCCACAAGACUUUGGUAGAUUGAAUUAUGGUGACCUUGAAGAUGAUCAAGUUUCUCAAUUAUCUUUUAAUGAUGAUAAUAAUGAAUCAAUAUAUGGUCAUUUAGAUUAUUAUACCGCUGAUUACCCAAGUCCUUUACAUCUUCCUGGCGUUGAACCUCUAUCUAAACAGAAUCAAUAUUUAACUCCUGAUAGAAUACCUUCUUCACGUAGUAGAAGCCCAGAUAGGUUAAUCAAUGAAGAGUAUUCUUAUUCUAAUGCUUCAUCAAUUUCUUCUAAAGAUGAGAAAUUUAUACCAAGAACGAGUGUAUAUUUUGCUAAAGAUGUUCCAUUGCCAAAGUUAUUAGAAGAAAUGACCAGAGGUUUAGAAAGUGUCGAUUUGGAUAGAGAAGAAAACCAUUAUGUGUAUGGUGGUGAAAUAAAUGCUGGUGGUACCGGUGUUGUUGGUGGAAUGACUGUUGAAGAAAAAUUGGAACGAGUUAUGAGAGCUCUGGGUGUUGAUGACAGAGAUGUUUAUGUUGACGAGUAA
Funneliformis geosporum is the source of this 3578-nucleotide messenger RNA. NCBI's taxonomy places the organism in Eukaryota, Fungi, Glomeromycota, Glomeromycetes, Glomerales, Glomeraceae. The record is from the annotation of a GenBank genome assembly.